CUGAUCACGUGACAUCUGCCACUUACUCCACUUGAAGCAGAACACCGGCGCGAAGUGGAGCAGGCAGCAUCCCGAGUGCCGAACCGGUUACCAUGGCGACAGCGAUAUUCAAGGAGACUGCGAGCAUAAAGCAAGCCGUCUCCAUUAUCAAUGACAUGGAUGCUGGCAAGUUCCCCAGGCUUCUCUCACGCAUUCUUCAAAAGCUUCAUCUGAAGGCUGAACAGAGUUUUAACGAAGAAGAAGAGGAGAAACUUCAAGCAGCCUUUUCAUUGGAGAAGCAGAGUCUAAAAUUGGUCUUGGAGACCAUCUCCUUCAUUUUGGAACAGGCUGUGUAUCACAAUUUAAAGACGCCAGUGUUUCGCCAGCAGCUGGAGAAUAUCCAUCUGGAGCCGAGUAAAACUGAAGCAUUUGCCAGUGUCUGGGAAAAUGCUGGGCAGGAGACUGUGGAAAAAUUUAGACAAAGGACUUUAACUCCUAAAAAGCUGGAGACAACUUCCUGGCAGCUCAACCUCCAGAUGGCUCAAUCCACCCAAGCAAAAAUGAAAUCUCCCCAGGCUGUGCUAGAACUUGGAGUUAGCACCGAAGACACAAAGAACCUGGAGAAGAUAUUCGUGGAGUUUAACCACCAGGAGCUUUUGGAGUUUUAUAACAAGCUCGAGACUAUCCAGGCGCAGCUGGAUUCCCUUACGUGAUGUCUUAAAGAUGGGUUCUUCCACGGCACUCCUGCCACCUCAUUAUUUUCUAUAGAAGAUAGAUUGCCAAGCUGUGUUUGUUAAAAGAAUCAAUGGACUGCUUCUUGUAAAAUUAUAUGGCUUAUCUCCUCUUAGAGUAGCAACAUUAGCCGAGGGAGAUCAUUGCGAGGAAUGCCGAGAGUCUAAUUGACUCUCUGGUUGGUUUCUGUGAAUAAGGGGCACAACAUACAUGAUUGAGAUAGCACAGAAGAAAGUAAUGAUCAUUCUAGUUAUACUUCUACCAUACCCCUAAUAUAAAAAAGUGAG
Messenger RNA from Bufo bufo (common toad), 998 nucleotides. RefSeq names its product COMM domain containing 10 (gene COMMD10). The transcript is spliced from 7 exons. NCBI's taxonomy places the organism in Eukaryota, Metazoa, Chordata, Amphibia, Anura, Bufonidae. The record is from RefSeq and is a predicted model, not a curated record. The coding region runs from base 93 to 692 and encodes 199 amino acids.